UUUCUUUUUAAAGAGUCAUCUGUUCUAGUGGAUCAGACUUUUUAAAUGUUUGGGAUUCAAGAUACAUUAGGAAGAGGACCAGCUCUGAAAGAGAAAGCUCUAGGCGCGGAGAUGGAUUCGGUCCGGUCCUGGGUUCGAAACGUCGGAGUGGUGGAUGCAAACGUUGCGGCGCAAAGCGGGGUAGCCCUGUCCCGGGCUCAUUUUGAGAAACAGCCUCCUUCCAACUUGCGAAAAUCCAAUUUCUUCCACUUCGUCUUGGCCCUCUAUGACCGGCAGGGUCAGCCGGUGGAGAUCGAAAGGACCGCCUUCGUGGACUUCGUUGAAAACGACAAAGAACAAGGUAAUGAGAAGACCAACAACGGCACCCACUACAAAUUACAGCUCCUUUAUAGCAAUGGGGUCAGGACCGAACAGGAUCUCUUUGUCCGGCUCAUCGACUCCGUCACGAAGCAGCCCAUAGCUUAUGAGGGACAGAACAAGAACCCGGAGAUGUGCCGAGUUCUACUCACACACGAAGUCAUGUGCAGAUUCUUUUUAAAAUUUUUCCUGAAGUGCAAUCAGAAUUGUUUGAAAACAGCAGGAAACCCCAGGGACAUGCGACGCUUCCAGGUGGUGCUAUCAACAACCGUGAAUGUGGAUGGACAUGUGGCUGUUUCUGACAACAUGUUUGUUCAUAACAAUUCUAAGCAUGGGCGGAGAGCAAGGAGGCUGGACCCGUCUGAAGCUACACCCUGCAUCAAAGCUAUCAGCCCCAGUGAAGGUUGGACCACCGGUGGGGCCAUGGUGAUCAUCAUAGGGGACAAUUUCUUUGAUGGACUCCAAGUUGUAUUUGGGACCAUGCUUGUAUGGAGUGAGCUGAUAACACCUCAUGCCAUCAGAGUCCAGACUCCCCCUCGGCACAUCCCUGGAGUGGUGGAAGUGACAUUAUCAUAUAAGUCUAAACAAUUCUGCAAAGGGGCCCCAGGAAGGUUCAUUUACACAGCAUUAAAUGAACCUACCAUAGACUAUGGCUUCCAGAGAUUACAGAAAGUCAUCCCGAGGCAUCCUGGAGAUCCAGAAAGACUAGCUAAGGAAAUGCUGUUGAAAAGAGCGGCUGAUUUAGUGGAAGCCCUUUAUGGAACACCACACAAUAACCAGGACAUCAUUCUGAAGCGAGCUGCUGACAUUGCUGAGGCCCUCUACAGUGUCCCAAGGAAUCCCAGCCAGAUCCCAGCUCUGUCUAGCUCUCCAGCUCACAGUGGCAUGAUGGGUAUCAACUCCUAUGGCAGCCAACUAGGUGUCAGCAUCUCAGAGUCCACACAGGGAAACAACCAAGGUUACAUCCGGAACACAAGCAGCAUCUCUCCUCGUGGCUACUCCUCCAGUUCCACCCCCCAGCAGUCCAACUACAGCACGUCCAGCAACAGCAUGAAUGGAUACAGCAACGUGCCCAUGGCCAACCUGGGCGUGCCGGGCUCCCCAGGCUUCUUGAAUGGCUCCCCCACAGGAUCCCCUUAUGGAAUCAUGUCUUCAAGUCCUACAGUUGGCUCUUCCAGUACGUCCUCCAUCCUCCCGUUUUCGUCUUCCGUCUUCCCAGCUGUCAAACAGAAGAGUGCCUUUGCUCCUGUCAUUAGACCCCAAGGCUCCCCUUCUCCAGCCUGCUCUAGUGGAAAUGGAAAUGGAUUCAGAGCCAUGACCGGCCUCGUCGUUCCCCCAAUGUAAACAGAAGGAAGAGUUGUGUCUCAGAGCACACAACUACUUCAUCCAAUGGACCACUAAUACGGAAAGCACUAAGAGCUCUUUGAGGGGGUGUAAUGCCCCUCGAAGGAUCACUCUGUAUGGAUUUGGAUAUGCAAGGAGCCUGCAUCUUACCUGGUCUCGUGUCCCUCCUGUAGCCGAGAGAUCGGCUGCCCAAACUCCACCCCCAC
Molecule: messenger RNA, 1907 nt
Organism: Trichosurus vulpecula (common brushtail)
Lineage: Eukaryota; Metazoa; Chordata; Mammalia; Diprotodontia; Phalangeridae
Gene: EBF2
Product: EBF transcription factor 2
Biological process (GO): regulation of transcription by RNA polymerase II
Molecular function (GO): RNA polymerase II cis-regulatory region sequence-specific DNA binding; DNA-binding transcription factor activity, RNA polymerase II-specific
Source: RefSeq, a predicted model, not a curated record